AUGAAUAGGCUGCUUUACUCAGUAUUCAAAAAAACCAAUGUGCGAUCACUAUUAACGAAUCAUUCAUCUCCCUCGAUAAUUCUUGAUCAAUAUUAUUAUUUAGUCAACUAUACCAAAACAAUUUCUACAUGUCGUACAUAUUCAUCACUACCAAAACCACAACGAAAAAAUAUAAUAGAUGACAGGAGGCCAUCGACGCAAUGGGAUGAAAUAAUUGUACAGGACGACAUUAUUAAAGAAACUUCGAAAGUAUCUAAAGUAAAAAACGUUCUCGAUGCUAGCAUCAUUAACGAAAAAGCAAACAAUAGUAUAAUCGAUACAUCAUCAAGUCAUGAUCAACCAUUUUGUGAUCCACCGUUGAAGAAUGACAGCACCAUUAAAGAAAAUCCACAGUAUAUUGCCAUAUUAGAGCCAGAUUUAAAGCCUGGAGAAAAACUAUCGCUUGGGAAACUUCUCGAUUAUUAUACACGUUUAGGGAAAAAAAAUUUGACAAUUCUUGUGGCAUCGACAACUGCUUAUGGCUUUAUUGUUGCUCCAUUACCCAUCAGUAUUCCAUUGUUAGUAUGUGCAACAGUUGGAACAGUUUUGACAUCAGCAUCAGCUAAUACCGUAAAUCAACUGUUAGAAAUACCAUACGAUGCACAAAUGAAACGUACUAAAAACCGUGUACUUGUAUUAGGACAAGUGAGUUAUAAACAUGCAGUGGGUUUUGCUGCUGUCAGCCUUAUUUCUGGAGUGGGUUUACUGACAUUUGGUUGUAACACAUUAACGGGUUUAUUAGGAUUAAUCAAUUUUUUGUUAUAUACGACUGUAUAUACGCCGAUGAAACGAAUACAUAUUGUUAAUACCUGGUUAGGCUCAAUUGUAGGUGCUAUACCACCUGUGAUGGGAUGGGUAGCUUCUACAGGAACAAUUGAUUCUGGUGCAUUAGUAUUGGCUUAUUUACUAUAUGCUUGGCAAUUUCCUCAUUUUAAUUCAUUAAGUUGGAAUAUUCGUACUGAAUACGGUCGUGCUGGUUAUAAAAUGAUGUGUGUAUCACAUGAACGUUUAUGUCUUAUUACAUCAUUACGUUAUUCUAUUAUGAUUACAUUAUGUUGUUCUUUAUUAACACCAUAUAUUGAUAUGACAACAUGGCUAUUUGCAUUUGAUACAUUACCCAUUAAUCUUUAUCUAAUUUAUUUAUCCUAUGACUUUUAUAAGAAACAAGAUAGUCAAUCGUCAAGAAGACUUUUUCGUUAUAGUCUAAUACAUUUACCAUUGCUACUAACGUUAAUGGUUAUUCAUCGAAAAGUGAAAAUGUCCAUUUCCCCACCGUCAUCAUCCAAAGGUACUGCAAUGAAUGAAGAAAACAAGAUAUUACCGAUUAUCGUUAAAAAUCGGAUGUAA
This is a messenger RNA of Didymodactylos carnosus, 1386 nucleotides long. NCBI's taxonomy places the organism in Eukaryota, Metazoa, Rotifera, Eurotatoria, Philodinida, Philodinidae. The record is from the annotation of a GenBank genome assembly.